UACAACUUUUGACUGGAUAAAAACACAACCACAUAGCAAGUUGAAAUGUGAAACUUUCGGACAAGUGAUGUAAACUAACUGUAACCCCCUGACACAUCACGAAGUGUUUCUGGCUCGUUAGAUUAGAGAUUUGUGUACAAAAACCUACCAACCACCAUGUGCCACUGUCUGACCUUGUCUCGGUGGACACACUUUCUCACACAAAUAGACCGAGUAACAAGCAAGGAAGAGGCACACAGUGUCAUUAUUGCGCCUAACAGCGAACUGCUCGACUCAAGACAGAGACGAUGAUGCCACGUCAUGGAGUCCUCUCUCUGCUCCUGCUGGCUGUGGUCCUUGUGGUCUGCGUGGAGUCCGGCAAGAACUGGGUCCUGUUAGUGUCCGGAGCCGAGGGUUACAUCAACUACAACAUUCAGUCCUGUCCAUGCCACGCCUACCACACGAUGCGCAACAACAGCAUCCCCCCAGAGAACAUCGUCCACAUGUCUUACGAUGACGUAGCUCACGACCCCGAGAAUCCCAUCCAAGGAAACCUCGUCACACUUCCUGGAGGACCGAACCUUUAUCCAGGAUGUGAAAUGGACUACCGGAAGAAAGAAGUGACACCGGAAGUCUUCCUCAAAGUUCUCACUGGCGACAAGGAGGGCGUGAAGAAACUGAUUGGUCGAGACGGUAAAGUGAUUGACAGCGGUCCUGACGAUCGUCUGUUUGUCUAUAUGAUGGAUCAUGGUGGUCCAGGGGUCUUCUUCUUCCCAGGUACUAAUGUUAAGCUGCACAACACCGAUCUCAUAAACGCCCUCAAACAGAUGCACAGAGAGAAAAGGUACAAGGAGAUGGUGAUUUACAUGGAGGCCUGCCACUCAGGGAGCAUGUUCGAUGGCUUGCUCCCAAAAAACAUCAAUAUCUACACGACCACAUCCGCCAACGCCACCGAGGUUGCGUUUAUGUGCUGUUGGGAUAAGUUUCGUAAAGCCUACGUAGGGGGCAUCUAUGAUAACGCCUGGCUGUACGACUCAGACAAGGCAAAUCUCCACAAGGAAACACUCUACCAACAAUAUGUAGUGACCAAGAAAGCCUGUGAAAAGCCUGCGUACAAGAGUCACCCCCAGCAGUACGGAGACUUGAACAUGAACAAGGAUGUCCUCGCUCAGUUUCAGGCUAAGUCAGAGAAGUACAUACCCAGCGUGUGCCCAAACACACAGAAAACUGAUGGACAUAUUCAGGGGCCAGAGUUCACUUUCGCCGGAAUUGACCUCAAUAACCCCGCCCUCGACAUGGUUCAGAUCGCCACCACGGCCCGUCGCCUCAUUGAGUCACGUGAUCUCAGUAGUCAGAAGCGGGAAGAGCUCAAGGCCGAAUUACGUCAUAUGAUGCUGGUCAAGGAAAAAGCCGAGUCGUUGACCAAAGACUUGGUCAAGGCAGCCAUGCCCAACUCCAGAGGUCUGACAGAGACCGACAUACUGACCGGGAAAGAGCGAGUCGACAACUCUGAGUGCUACAAAGCAGCCCUAAACUUCUUUUCUACCCGAUGUCCAGGCAUCAACAUGAGGAGGUACCCAUUCGCCAGGAGAAAUCUCCAGGCCUUUAUCAACCUCUGCAACCAUCAGUCCCAAAUUGACGUCAUGAACGCCAUCUUGGAGGUCACGGAGAAAUACAGUAUAUGCCGAGCUCAGUAAACCUUUGGGAUGAAUUAAGUCGUCGUCAAUUCCAGAUCGUCUCUCUUUCCCCUGGUUUCUGCUUUUUUCUCCCGGGAUCAAAAUUUUUUAUUGCUUUUCCAAAUCACCUGAUACAUUCGAAUAGAAAAUGUUAGAUCAAACACAUCCUAUAUCUUACCUGAUACACACAACUCAGUCUAAUUCAAUGUUUUUGUUGUGGUAAAGGGAGGGUUUGUUUGUUGUUGUUGUUUU
Messenger RNA from Aplysia californica (California sea hare), 1907 nucleotides. Its product is annotated as legumain. The transcript has 2 exons. The record is from RefSeq and is a predicted model, not a curated record. Gene Ontology annotation, molecular function: cysteine-type endopeptidase activity. Bases 288 to 1676 code for a protein of 462 amino acids. NCBI's taxonomy places the organism in Eukaryota, Metazoa, Mollusca, Gastropoda, Aplysiida, Aplysiidae. Gene Ontology annotation, biological process: vacuolar protein processing.